Molecule: messenger RNA, 276 nt
Organism: Fusarium sp. VM40
Lineage: Eukaryota; Fungi; Ascomycota; Sordariomycetes; Hypocreales; Nectriaceae
Source: the annotation of a GenBank genome assembly
AUGCAACGCAAGACGGACGACGAGAGCAUCAGCGCUCUAGCUAAGAAAGCUCUUCGUGCUGCUCCUAGAACUUCUCCUCGCCUUUCAGCAAACAUGUCUCAGGGUGAACAAUCAGCCAGAAGCACCCGCUACGCGCAGAGAGUUGCCCGACAGGAGAAGAGAGCCGCCAAGAACGAGUCGACAAACAACAAACAGGGAGAAGUAUUUGCUGAUGAAAACGCUGACAACGACGAUGACAAUGACAAGUCCAACGAGGGUCAUGGAUAUUCUGAUUAG